CGGAUCGGGGCUCCUGCCACCUCCUUCUCGCUAACCUUGCCCUUGCCGCGCAUCAGUCGCGUGCGGCCAUCCCGAUGAACGCCUUCAAUUUUUUCACCGUCCGCCGAUCUUCCGCCCGGCGUGCCGUUUCGCGUGUGUAUGAGACCACCUAAAAUCGCUGAAAGACUCUUUAAAUAGCUCACUGUAUCAUGGUAAUACGGACGAACGGGUCUCUGAGUUUUCUGAACGUUCUUAAAAUUGUAGAGAAUGAUACGUAAACUUGGUGGGGGAAUAUCGUGAUAUCCAUCUUUCGGAUGUAAUGUCAACUUUACAGUGAAGUUUUCCAUUUAAAUUUUACUAUUUUUGAAAUUCGAGAUUGAAUUGGUGGUUGUUAACAGCUUUGAUUGCGAUCGUGUUUCAUCUUGGUACCUAUUUAAAAUUGUAGCGAGUUAUACGUGCGGUUUUCAACUAUCAUAAUUAUUUCGCCAUAAAUGUAUGUGAUAUCCCCUCCCGAAGAUUAAUUUAUUUAAAAUUAAAGUGUAAAUUUGUAGUUUCUUAGUUUUUAGCUGCGGUUGUGAUAAUUUUCAAUCCCGUCUCCUUCUUAAAAUAUUGAGAAAUCAUAAGCACACAUACUCCGGAAAAGUGUUUCAUUCGUGAUAAUAUCCCAGUUCUGUCAACCUUUUAAAAAAUAUUACACCUGCAAAUCGCUUUGUUUACAUUUUGGGCUUAAGCAAGCUAUUGGUUGCUUCAGCUGCGGUUGUGUUAGUGUUGCAACUCGUCCCCGUUCCUGUUGCCCCACUGCCUAUUUCCCCCUUUGCAAAAGCACCAAGACCAAGAUUGACGGCAACUUGUGUUUUAUAACCGAUCAGAUUUUCAUUUUGUCGUUCAUAAUCUGGAACCGAUAAUGAAAUCAGGCGCGACCAUAUCUAUCUUGAUAGCUGCGGCGGCAGUGGUAUACGUCUCGAUGCCGUCACGGAGGGAACCCGAAUGUGUCAUGGAUCACACUUUAGACAUGACUAUAGAAGAAAACAUCCAGUUCCAUCGGUAUCCGCAUGAAAAACACAAAGUACUGACAGAGGACGGUUUUUACCUGAACUUAAUUAGACUACCUCGCAAUGACUCGGACAGACUGCCGGUACUCAUAGUCCAUGGGUUCAUGUCAAGUUCGAGGGCAUGGGUGGCUAUGGGCCCCAACGCUAGUCUUGGAUACAAGUUGUAUGAUGCUGGAUACGAUGUUUGGCUGGCUGAUCUCCGAGGAAAUGAGUAUUCCUUAGAACAUAAUACAUUGAAGAAGACUGACCCCAAAUUUUGGGAAUUCUCGAUCCAUGAGAUGGGAUUGUAUGAUCAACCUGCCCUUGUAGACUUCAUUCUCAAUAAAACGGGUGCUCCAAAGCUCAUUCACAUAGGAUACUCCAUGGGUUCUGGUUCUUUCUUCGUGAUGAAUGCCCUCCAUCCAGAAUUCACUCAUGCUAAGGUCCAGGCUCACAUUGCGAUGGCUCCAGGUGUUUUCUUCAAACACUCAACUUCAAUAUACUGGAAGAUUCAUUGGUUGUUUAUCAUGGUCAACAAGAGAGUCGGUGAUUUCGGUUCCGAAGGGGCAUACGGUCAUGGAUUGAUGCAAUCAGCACUGCAGGGAUUUUGUACGCACAACACAGUCACUAAACUCAUCGGUAAACUCAUAACUUCAGGCAUCACAGGACCCUCCGAUUCAUUCAAUAAUGAGACGAUAUACAUGUCCGUCGUUAAAAAUGGGUUAAUCGGAUCUUCUGUCAGGACGGCUGAGCAUUUUUUACAGAUGCAUUUAAGUGGUAAAUUCCGGCAGUUCGAUUACGGAAGUGCUGAGAACAAUAUGCAGCAUUACGGACAAGCAACACCGCCACUUUACGAUCUCUCUCGCACCACUGUGCCAGUUCAUCUCUUCCACGGCUCGACGGAUGCUGUGUGCAGUCCAAAGGACGUGGAAACACUGACUUCAUUACUACAAAAUUUAAAAAGCAAAACUUUAAUCAAUGAGUCAACUUUCAACCACGCCGAUUUUUUUAUCGGGAAUAAGGCUGUGACGUCUCUCAAUCCCAAGCUGGAGGAGAUCCUAGAGUCAGUCAGUGGCAACGGUCGUACAUCUGAAGUCACUGAAGACGAAAAUACGAUAUCUUGUAAUGGAACUAAUGUAAACUUAGUCGAGAAAUCAUCUUCGACGAAUGUCUCUGGCAGCGUCAGCACGGAUGAUGCGAGCUCUAUGAAUACCAUCGAAAAUUGCAAAAGCAUACGACAAAACAAGAACAAUAGUGACCUAUGAGGUGAAAAUUCUCAUUCAAAGAAUGUAUUUGAAAAUUUGAAAGAAGUCUCUACUUUGCAAUGACUAAAUACGAAGUAGUCGGUAUUUUUGCGUGAUGGAGAGAUUGUGGAUAGCAUUAAAUCCUACAAUUAUUUAGAGAUUGAAGAUCCACCUCCAGAAGUCUGUUUCGAUCUUUUGUUUCAGUUUCGUAGGAUUCAUUGAGUUACAAUCAUAAUAUUUUGCAUGUUUCAGAUUUGUCUAUGUUUCUAUUUGAAUAUUCUUUCAACAGCUCUUUGGAUAAAAUCGCUUAAAAACAGGAAACACCGACCAUGUAUGGGCUGAGGUAGAUUUCAAUCGCCUCGUGUUGCGGUUUAACCUCUGUUUCUUUGAAGAGCAUAUCCGUUAAGCCCCUGUUACACUUAAUAGGAGUUCAAAAUUUUAAGUUCCAAAAUGUCUCAUCAGAGUGCAAACUGUAGUUCGAGUCAUGGAAUUGAACCUAUAACAUGCACACCUAAGCCUCAUAAUUGAUAUUUGUAUAACAUCAUUUGAAAUUUUAUUUACCUUAUCAAGACGUUUUAAUUAGUGAAAAGGUAAUGGGACCGGGUCUGAAA
Messenger RNA from Bemisia tabaci, 2865 nucleotides. Lineage: Eukaryota; Metazoa; Arthropoda; Insecta; Hemiptera; Aleyrodidae. The record is from RefSeq and is a predicted model, not a curated record.